AUGCUUUACCGACCCUCGUCGUUCGCCUUCGCCGUCCUCUGCGACACCUUGCCGCCCGUCUUCAUCCUCCUCCACGACCGGAGCUCCUCCGCCUCGUCGCGCCGACCCCGACUCCUCCCCGAGCCCGCUACCAUUCCUCGUUUGGCCCCAAGUGAGCCGCCACCUCCCCUCCUUCCUUUCUCUACUCAUCGCGCGUCGCCGUCGUGCCCUGCCCCCGACGGCCACCGCGACCCCCUGCCCCUGCUCGCGCGGCUGCGCGCAUCAUCGCGCUCACCGCGCCCGGUCCCCGUGCUGCUGCUCCUCGGCCUGCCUCUCUGUGUGCCCGCACCAGCACACCACCACGGCCUCCUCCCGCUCGCGCUUGCUGCCAUGGUCGCGCGCGCCCUGCGCCGCGCGUGUCUGCCCCCGACGCCCCUGCUCCUCGUGUCGCCGCCCCCUACAGCUAGACAGCGCGCCCGCGCCUUUCCGUCGCCUCACAUGCUGCUGCUCCCCUGCACUGGCUGCGUCUGGCCACCACCGCCGCCCUACCGUUGGUCUCCGCCGUCAAGGGAACCCUCGCUACGGCUGUGCUCGUAG
Molecule: messenger RNA, 576 nt
Organism: Aegilops tauschii subsp. strangulata
Lineage: Eukaryota; Viridiplantae; Streptophyta; Magnoliopsida; Poales; Poaceae
Source: RefSeq, a predicted model, not a curated record